AAUAGCCCAAAACGCACACAUUCAACAUCGCCACUCUCUCGCACUUAAAAGCACAAUAGCCAGUGCUUAGCUCUCAUCUCUCGUCUCAGCAAUGGGUUUUCCUCGUGGCCGUAGCGGUGGAUUCAGGGGUGGCAGAGGUGAUGGAGGAGGUCGAGGAGGCAGAGGAGGUAGAGGAGGUGGAGGUGGAAGAUUCGGUGACAGAGGAAGUGCCAUGAAAGUGCGCGGCGGCGGACGUGGUGGCAGAGGUUUUGGUGGUGGUGGUGGAAGAGGCCGAGGUGGUGGUAGAGGCGGUGGAAUGAGAGGUGGAAACAAGGUGGUGGUUGAGCCUCAUAGACAUGGAGGCGUGUUCAUUGCUAAGGGUAAAGAAGAUGCUAUUGUUACUAAGAAUUUGGUCCCUGGUGAAGCUGUCUACAACGAGAAAAGGAUCUCCAUCCAGAAUGAAGAUGGAACAAAAGUUGAAUACAGGGUUUGGAAUCCGUUUCGUUCAAAGUUGGCUGCUGCCAUUCUUGGUGGGGUUGAUGAAAUAUGGAUUAAACCUGGUGCACGGGUGCUUUACCUCGGGGCUGCUUCUGGAACCACAGUCUCUCACGUGUCUGACAUUGUUGGUCCUACUGGAGUGGUUUAUGCAGUGGAAUUUUCUCAUAGAAGUGGUAGAGACUUGGUUAACAUGGCAAAGAAGCGUACUAAUGUUAUUCCAAUCAUUGAAGAUGCUAGGCAUCCUUCCAAGUAUCGAAUGCUGGUUGGCAUGGUGGAUGUGAUAUUUUCUGAUGUUGCUCAACCGGAUCAGGCAAGGAUUCUAGCUUUGAACGCAUCAUAUUUUCUGAAAGCUGAAGGUCAUUUUGUAAUUUCAAUCAAGGCCAACUGCAUAGAUUCCACACAGCCUGCUGAGGCCGUAUUUCAGAGUGAAGUGAAUAAGCUAAAGCAGGAUCAUUUCAGGCCAUCUGAACAAGUUACCCUUGAACCUUAUGAGCGUGAUCAUGCUUGUGUGGUUGGUGGCUACCGUGUUGCCAAAAAAUCAAAAUCAGCAUCCUAGAAGAAUUUAGGCCAUCUAAAUUAUGUUGUUCGAAACCAGCAUUUUAGCAGUAUGUAGGCCAUCUAAGUUUUGUUGAUCAUGUUGUAUUGUAUGUUUGUAUUGUGCCUGUUUGUGUACUAUGGCAUUGGCCUGUUCCUUGUUAUGUGAAGACUAUUGGAGAGCACAAUUUUGUUAAAUGCAAUAUAGUUCUUAUUUUCAGUUAAA
This is a messenger RNA of Quercus robur (English oak), 1237 nucleotides long. RefSeq names its product rRNA 2'-O-methyltransferase fibrillarin 1-like. The coding region runs from base 92 to 1033 and encodes 313 amino acids. Gene Ontology annotation, cellular component: nucleolus; small-subunit processome; box C/D methylation guide snoRNP complex. Gene Ontology annotation, molecular function: rRNA methyltransferase activity; histone H2AQ104 methyltransferase activity; RNA binding. The transcript has 6 exons. Gene Ontology annotation, biological process: rRNA methylation; box C/D sno(s)RNA 3'-end processing. The record is from RefSeq and is a predicted model, not a curated record. NCBI's taxonomy places the organism in Eukaryota, Viridiplantae, Streptophyta, Magnoliopsida, Fagales, Fagaceae.